AUGUCUGCAUCCACCCCUCGCACCUCGCUGCGACAGGGCCUGCGCCACGCCCCGAAAGUCAAUCAACCCUUUAUCCCUGACACAACUCCCGCGCGUCGCUCCCACAUUCACCCCGGCCUGAGCUCGACUUCACCGCAGCCCCAAAGCUCGCACCCUAUGCAACUUGACCCUGCCGCAAACCCCACCAGCUCGCAGUUCGCCGUCGAAAGCUGGCAAGGAAAGGAUCACAGGCAGCUUCCCAUGUCAACAAGAGAGGUCCCAACACCCGGGAAUCGUCCGUUAAUCUUCGCCCAGUUGCGCGACCCCUCAAAAGCGCCCCGGCAAUUGGAUUACUUUGAUCCCUACUUUCCUCUCCGAUAUCUCGAGGUCCCAAGGAGUCAGUACCACCCAUCUAGUCCCAUGAUUGGUAGAAUAUCACUAACAUCGGGCAACUUCCCAGCGGAUCACAUAUACAAACGCGCCCACUAUGGUCUGCAGUCAGGAAUUCCAGAUGAAGUUGACUUUGCACUAUAUCACCUCGUUCAAAUUUCCAACCAACGCUGGGACAAAUUCAAGUUCGAGGGAUUCCCACUACUCGCCGAAACCCUGAUGCAGAAAGCACUCGAUAUCACACAACUUUGCACAGGGGUCAAAUGGGAGUUCCAGUACGAUCCGCGCCAGCCUAUUGACCGUGCCAAUGUUUUAAAUUCGCUUCAUGGUACAAGGGACAUUCUCGAUAAAAUCAGCAAAAUCCCAGUCAACCUCCCUGAUGAUUCCCUUGAAACCUACGAAUUCAACCACCAACUACGAAACAUCAAGGAGGCUACACUAGUUCUGAGGAACAUGGUUCUUCUCAGAGAGAAUGCCUUCUAUGUGUCUCGUUAUGCCAACGGUCUGUUACGGGACUUUUUGGUCAUCCUCAUCAAUGCUCCGAACCAGCCUCGCUUGAACGAAAUAAAGAACGAUGCUCUCGAUAUUGCUGAAGAAGUCACCAAGUUCCUGCGCACUGAUCCGAACGACCCACUGUGGAUCUCUCUGGUCAAAUGCUUAGAUUCCACGGACCGUGCCCAUGUUGUGCGAGCUCUGUGGGCUCUGACCCAUUUCGGGACUGAACUGGAUGAUGCAGAUGCCAACCGUGCCUUGGACACCAUGACAAAACCAACACUGGAACAGAUGUACUAUCACACGCUGCUCGACCUUGACAAGGAUAUUCUGAGCGGUGCCCUUGACUUCUGGUAUCAAUACACUCUUAGCCAUGAAAAUAUUGAGACAUUAAUGGAUGUCGUCAACUUCCCAAUCGUCUUUGUCCCGCGCAUGGUUGCCCUCUUGACCUAUGAAGCACGGCCUACCAAGCAUGAAACCGUUCUUCAGGAGGAAAAGGUUGCACCCCCACCGACCGAAAUCCCACGUGUUCCAGCUGAGCUCUUGGAAAAACUCAUGGAACUGUCAGAGCCGGAGCGAAGCUCGCAAUGGCUGCGAUGCUGCUUCAUUGAAGAUGCGGAAUGUGAAAUCACGCAAAUUGCCUUGUGGCAAGCCUACCAAAGCCGAUUUGCGGAUCCUCGUGUUGCAGGAGGAGGUGUUCUCCCGGCUGCGGAGUUUAUCAAGAAUGUCAGCAACACGUUCACAAAUGCCCAAGCCCAAGUCAUCAACGGGCCGGGUGCUACCACAAAGUUCAUCAUCAAGGGCAUCCGACCUCUAGAUACUGCCCACACCUUCGAGGGCUUCCCAUAUUCCUACUGCCGCUGGGCAGACCACUCCAAGCCCUCAAAGAUUUGCCAACGUGCUUUCACAUCACCAACCGACCUUCGCAAUCACGUCUUCAGCGAACACAUGAGCCUGGAGCCCACAGACUCGCCUGACACACCUGGUCAAUAUAAACUAGACGCUGCAGAGACGCCUAUCCACACUUGUCAAUGGGACCAUUGCGCACGGUUCCGAGCCUCUGGCCCCAGCGCCAACACCUCCAUGGUUGCCGGGCACGUCUCUGCACAUCUGCCCGAAGAUCGUGCCGCGGACGCACGGCCCACAACCGCCAAGCGGGCAGUUCUCCAGGAACGAAUCGUCCGCAAAUGGUACUACAUGGACACUCCGACUAACGAGAAGGGCGAACCUUUCGGCGUGGCCUACAAAGCCGCAUUGGUCCUGCGCAACAUCGCUCGAGGUCUUCCCAACCGGACGACCUCAAAGUACGGUGGACUUCCCUGGAAGAAGGCCUGUUUCACAAGCCAACGUCCCAAGGUCGUCGAGGUUUGGGAUCGGAACCGUGCCCUUCGCAAGGAGCUGACCGAGUUGAUCAUGGUCAUUGAGAAGGAAGUCGACUACUGA
This is a messenger RNA of Penicillium olsonii, 2304 nucleotides long. NCBI's taxonomy places the organism in Eukaryota, Fungi, Ascomycota, Eurotiomycetes, Eurotiales, Aspergillaceae. The record is from the annotation of a GenBank genome assembly.